This is a messenger RNA of Gracilinanus agilis (Agile Gracile Mouse Opossum), 824 nucleotides long. RefSeq names its product bMERB domain containing 1 (gene BMERB1). The transcript has 6 exons. The record is from RefSeq and is a predicted model, not a curated record. Lineage: Eukaryota; Metazoa; Chordata; Mammalia; Didelphimorphia; Didelphidae. Gene Ontology annotation, cellular component: microtubule cytoskeleton. The coding region runs from base 1 to 615 and encodes 204 amino acids. Gene Ontology annotation, biological process: negative regulation of microtubule depolymerization.
AUGGAGUUAAAGCAAUCCUUGUCCGCCCACCUGGAGGCUGAGAAGCCGCUGAGGCGCUAUGGAGCCGUGGAGGAGACGGAGUGGAAAGCAGAGGGACUGGGGAGAAAUCAACUUGACAUCAUUUCCAUGGCUGAGACGACCAUGAUGCCAGAAGAAAUUGAGUUGGAGAUGGCAAAAAUUCAACGUCUUCGGGAAGUCUUAGUCAGAAGGGAAUCAGAACUCAGGUUUAUGAUGGAUGAUAUCCAACUGUGCAAGGACAUCAUGGACCUUAAACAAGAGCUACAGAAUUUAGUCGCCAUUCCAGAAAAAGAAAAAACAAAACUACAAAAGCAGAGGGAAGAUGAAUUGAUCCAAAAGAUCCACAAAUUGGUGCAAAAGAGAGACUUCCUGGUGGACGAUGCUGAAGUAGAGCGAUUACGGGAACAAGAAGAAGACAAGGAAAUGGCAGAAUUUCUGAGAAUCAAGUUAAAACCUCUAGAAAAAGUAACCAAAUCUCCAGCCAGCUCUCCAGCAGAGAAGAAGGCAGAACCUCCCCCUACCAAGCCUACGGUGGCCAAGACGGGCAUCGCGCUCAUUAAGGAUUGCUGUGGGGCCACCCAGUGCAACGUCAUGUAGCCCGCGGAGGGCUCUCCCGUGGCCUUGGGGCCGCCUCCACCCUCUUCUCUUCAAGCCCCCAUUUCACCGGGGCCCAAAUGAAACAAAAACUUUCCUAGGCAGAAGGGAUGGAAGGCAAGCCCGAUUCUGCCAUUGGGGCCAUGGGCAUGGUGGGGCCCAGCCGUCAUGUACAGAGUGUAGCAAUAGGGAGUCCCUCACUGUUGCAUGGC